This is a messenger RNA of Acinonyx jubatus (cheetah), 2425 nucleotides long. RefSeq names its product glutathione peroxidase 6 (gene GPX6). Gene Ontology annotation, biological process: response to oxidative stress. The record is from RefSeq and is a predicted model, not a curated record. Gene Ontology annotation, molecular function: glutathione peroxidase activity. NCBI's taxonomy places the organism in Eukaryota, Metazoa, Chordata, Mammalia, Carnivora, Felidae. The coding region runs from base 1122 to 1700 and encodes 192 amino acids. The transcript is spliced from 9 exons.
AUGCGCACAAAAGGUACAACUUGCCCUUCCGGUCACAGCAAAAGCUCGUUAGAAACCCAUAAAUACGCAAUGCGUGAAUAAAUACAAUUAGAACAAUGCAUCAGGGGCAGGCGCAUGCUCCAAGCCAAAGUGUGAUGGACCCACCAGCUGCCGGUCAAACAAGUCAAUCCAAGCCCAAUCUGCUCGUACACAAAGCAAAUUUAAGAGGAUGCGGCUAGAGCUUCCGGGGCCGGUCCCACUCUCGCUCCGCAGUGGCCAGCUUUCUCUGUUGCGUGAACGGUCCCAAGGCUGCUCAGCGAACGUACAGAAUCCAAACGACCACGAGGCGCCCCGGAGUCGGAGCCCUCGCAUCCUCCAGCCGCUCCGGUCUGUUCUGGGGCUUGCCAGCCACCUCCACCCGGCGCUGCCUCUUCCUAAGUCUUGCCGUGUCCCAGGUCUCACCUCCCGGGUCCCCUGGAUGGAGGGACCCCCUCCGACUCCUCCUGGUUACGCUGUGUGAUCUCAUCUGUGGUCUUCUUUCCAGGGCUUCUCAAAUUCUGCAACUUCCUUGUUUAUUCAAUGAAACAAGCAUACAUCGGUUUAUGGUCUACCUACCCAUGAGGUGUAAACCUCACUCUGUCCAGUGCAGCUCACUCUGUCCAGCUUGUCUAAAAGUUACCUGCUUUUAUUCAUCCGGAGCUUAAUGAACACUCGUCGGAUGAAUAGUAGGCUUCACACCCAGCACAGAGCCCAGUUCAGGGCUUGAACUCACAACACUGAGAUCAAGACCAGGGCUGAGAUUGAGAGUUAGAUGCUUAACCAACUGAGCAACCCAGUGGCUUUGGAAUUGGAUAAUGUGUGGAGACUCGAAGAAUCUUGAGGUUCAUGAUAGAAAAAGCCCAAAAGGCCUUACCUCACUGUUGCAGAAGCAGAGAUAUGAAAGGCUGCUUGUGGUCGUGUCCAGAGAGAGGACGAGUUGCCCCAACAACAUAGGCUGGGAGCUGCAGGGACCUCCCAGGCCAGAACUUGGUGUGAACCAUUGGUGGAGAGUCCCCUGGAAGAGGUGACACUUCCCAGCUUCCCUUCGUGGCCCCUGACUUGACCUGACGGCACAGGGACAGAGACCAGUGCUUGCUUUUCAGAUGGAUUGCUAUACGGGGGUGACAGGCACCAUCUACGAGUACGGUGCCCUCACGCUCAGCGACGGGGACUACAUCCAGUUCAAGCAGUACGCGGGCAAGGUCGUCCUCUUCGUCAACGUGGCCUCCUACUGUGGCUUGACAGCUCAGUAUCCUGAACUGAACGCACUUCAGGACGAGCUGAAGCACUAUGGCGUGGUCGUGCUGGGCUUUCCCUGCAACCAGUUUGGAAAACAAGAACCAGGAAAGAACUCAGAGAUCCUUUCCGGGCUCAAGUAUGUGCGUCCAGGUGGCGGCUUCGUCCCCAGCUUUCAGCUCUUUGAGAAAGGGGAUGUGAAUGGAGAAAACGAACAGAAGGUCUUUACCUUCCUGAAGAACUCCUGCCCUCCGACCUCUGAUCUUUUGGGCUCACCAGACCAGCUGUUCUGGGAGCCCAUGAAGGUCCAUGACAUCCGCUGGAACUUUGAGAAGUUCCUGGUGGGGCCCAACGGGGUCCCUGUCAUGCGCUGGUUCCACAAGGCUCCCAUCAGCACCGUCAGAUCGGACAUCCUGGAGUACCUGAAGCAGCUAAAAACCAAGUAGAAAGGCCCAGAGGCCAUCAGAAAUAGCCACCUGCCUCCCACCUGAAGGACAUGGUUGAACACUGGGCCCAUCUUUGCUCCACAUGCCUUCCUACCCAGCGUCCCUGUGACCCCGCCAUCCUGGAUAUGCGUGCGUGUUGGUGUGCGUGUGCUCAUGUGUGUGCUUGAGAACAAGGCAACGAAAACCUAUCUCCCCAACUCUCUGCUCCCCGAAUAUCAGGUUUUUUCCACUGCAUUGCAAAGGAAAAGCAGAUUUCCGGGUAGAUGGCUCAGACUACCAAAUAUCCCUGAAAAAGGUGAUCCCCAGGAGUUCUGGCGUCUGUCCUUCCCCAUCGUGGAGGUUUGAAGAAAGCAGGAACUGGCAGCAAGACCCUCAAGACCCCCUUCAUAACCUCUCCUGUCCUUGAAGAUAGCCCUGGGGUGGAAGCUCUUCCUCUCCCAAGUGAGGCCUUCUGUCCCCCACACCCUGCACACUCCUACAGGGCCUCUGAAGUCCGGGUGAGGGUGGAAACCUGGGGUCCCUGAAGGAAGGCAACUCCCUGAUGGGGGCCCCCGGCCCCUCUGGGUUGGACCUACCCAAGCUUCCUUGGCCCCUGUCCCUUAGUGGCUCCAGGGCAGGGAUGUCCCUUCAUUCUGAAGUUGGGGCUUUGUCCUCACCCUGAGCCUCCCCCCACCACACACAUACCUCUUCUCAUCACUGACUCAAAUAAAGGAAAUUCUGCAGCA